Messenger RNA from Symphalangus syndactylus (siamang), 711 nucleotides. RefSeq lists its product as uncharacterized. The record is from RefSeq and is a predicted model, not a curated record. Lineage: Eukaryota; Metazoa; Chordata; Mammalia; Primates; Hylobatidae.
AUGACUUGCCCGUCGCUUGAUCAGCUUGGGGCCAGCUGGGGCCAUACGGGGUCUCCAGGCUGCAAGUCCUUUCCAGGCCUGUCCCUGCUGCCCUCUGUGACAAUUUCUGCCGAUUCAGCAUCAAUGGUUUGUCCCGCAGCUGCCGUGCAGACAAACUUCAGCCAUCAGAUGUUCCCUGAAGCACAGAGUCCCGUUCUCAGAAGCCAACCAAGCUGCGCUUCUGGGCAGUGCUCUCUCACUUCGUGGCCAGGACGUCCACAACUCGACACCAGCCCUCCAAGCCUGGGAGGCACCCCUCCUCGACUAGGCAGACAAGUAUUUGGGCUGUCUCACCAGUCCUGUGGGAGCAAUCCGCUUCCGUCAGAGGAUCUGUGGAUUCUCUCGGCUUUCCUGGUAUAUUCCUGCAGUAGUUCUGGAGCAAAAGUUCAUAAUGCGAUGUUUCUUAUAUACCACCCAUCUCUAAGUAUUGGGAAUACACAAGGGAAACAAAGACAUUUCUCUGUUAUACGGAUUUCAAGGCCUAUCAGCUGCCUGGAACAAGAUCUGCUCACUUGCACAGCUGUUUAUUUGGCUAACUUGUUCUACCAAGAGGAUAUGUGUUACUCUUCAGAUUAUGAGAUUCAAGGUCAGAAGUGCCUUUCACCUCCUGCCAUGAUUCUGAAGCCUCCCCAGCCAUGUGGAACUGUGGGAACUGGAGUACACGGACACUAG